AAUAAUAUUAGCCAAAUAGUGUUAUGUGAAAUUUCCGCUUUAUUUAGUGCCGGCCAUAAAAGAAAAAUAUAUGUGUCGGCACUUGCGGCUAUACAUUAUCACUAAACAGUUCGCCAAAAAUUCGUUAUACAUUGCUAGUUUUUAUUGUGGUAAUUAAAAGCUUUCACACUAACCACGCAAUGUUCGUGCAUUCGCGUCGACAUAUGUCCCGAGUACGGCUAUAGUAUGUUACCGGCCGGCACGUAAUUUUUUCAAUGGAAUUUUUUUUACCUACUGUACCAUAGAUAGAAUUUAUCACCAAUUAACACUACCAAGGCUCCAAGAAAAUUAAUAAAAAAGAAAAAAAAUAUUGAUAUCUUUUCUGAUAUGAGUUUCUGAUCUCUCAGUCAAGAUGUCAUAACAUAUCUACACACCCAGCGGCUAUAUUCACAACAAAUAAAAGCCCAAAUUCCACGUAAGAUUACCUACAAAAAAAUAACAAUAUAGAAACAAAUCGAGCGCUAAAUAUAGAAACAUUUCUGAAAUAGAUUUUUAUGUAAAACAUUUAUGUCACAAAGUAAAUAUGUCGUGGUGUGAUCCAAACGGAGAAAAACCAUUUAUUAACAUCGAUGGAGUAAUUGCAGGAAUUGUGGCCACUUGUGUCACGCAUCCAUUGGAUGUGCUCAAACUCCGUCUUCAAGUCGCGCCGUGCCCCUGCACCACGCGCCAAAUGGCUACUCAAAUUAAGAUAUGCGAGGGUUUGCGCGGAUUCUACUGUGGGCUAAGUUCUGGCCUCCUGAGACAGGUCACUUAUACAGCCACCAGGCUGUCCAUAUUUGAUAUGCUGUGUCGUAAAUAUGUUAGGGAAAAUUACAAGCGGCCAACAGGCAGAGACAAAAUGUGGCUGGGUAUAUACGCCGGCCUGUGUGGCGGGUUUGUGGGCAACCCUAGCGAGGUGGUGCUGGUGAGGCGGGUCAUCGAGGGGUGCCAGCCCCCGCCCUCACGGUGCUACUGCUGUCGGUGUCCAUGUACUUAUUAUGGGACACUUGAUGCACUUCGGAAAAUUGUAUGCGCAGACGGAUUUGUUGGGCUGUUUCGUGGAACCACGCUUACGCUAUUAAGAUCUAUGGUGCUUAGCUCUGUCUAUGUUGGGACCUGCCGACCGAUGAAGGAUUUCGUGAAACAGCAAACAGGAGUGAGGGACCCGUUUACCCUGUGUGUGUCCUCAGCGGUAGCAAUGAGCUUCGUCGCGUCCAUCUUGACAAGCCCCAUAGAUGUCGUCAAAACAUUUCAUCAAGCACCAAGAUGGGAUUGUUAUAAACAGAGGGAGAUUUUACAAUGUCUAAUCCGUUACAGAGGAUUUUCCUCACUUUGGAGAGGAUUCGCGCCAUAUUUUACAAGAAUGGCGAUUCACACCAUAGUGACGUUUAUGGUUUUGGAGAGUCUGACAAAGGACGUAAUCAAAUAGUCUGGUUAUAAAUUGUAUCUGGUUUGAGAUUUUUAAAAAAUAAGAGAAGGCCGCACUUGCCGGUAAGAUAGAUUAUUAAAAAAAUUAAAAUGUGAUUUAAAAAAUGGAAUUAAAAAGCAAUGUCUGAAUUUAAUCAAAUAAAUUUGUUAUUUUUAAAUCGUUGUAUUGUUGUGCCUAACUAUAACCAUGUGAUGUUGAGCAAUUAUAUGGGUCAUUGUCCA
Molecule: messenger RNA, 1668 nt
Organism: Plodia interpunctella (Indianmeal moth)
Lineage: Eukaryota; Metazoa; Arthropoda; Insecta; Lepidoptera; Pyralidae
Product: mitochondrial 2-oxoglutarate/malate carrier protein-like
Exons: 6
Coding region: 563-1447 (294 amino acids)
Molecular function (GO): transmembrane transporter activity
Source: RefSeq, a predicted model, not a curated record